AUGUCAAUUUAUCAAUCACAUAAUGUUUUUCCAACUUUUAGACUGGAGAGUAGUAAAUACUACCCAAAUUUAUUGAAUUGUAAAGAUACCAAUGGAAAUAUUAACAUGAUAUUUGAACCAAAUUUAUAUACAUUCGAAACCCCUAACCAUAAUGACAGCCAAAUCAAGGUUGUUAAUGUAGAUCAAUUUAUAAUUAAUAAAACCUGCAAAAACUGUAAAGCAUUGCAAUCCAAUAUAAGUUUUGAUUUUAAUAACACUAACCUCAAUAUUUCUACUAAUUGGGUCUGUCCCUUUUGCCAAAACAUUAAUCGCAACCUUACCAGAAAUCUUGAUAAUGACCUUUCAGACUAUUUGAAUUCCAACACUAACUAUACUUUGUACGAUUCGUGUACUCCGCCCAUACAUGGACUUUCAGAAAACUUGAAAAUGGUUUUGAUUUUAGAUUUGGUUUUGCAAGAUGAAUUUGAAUUUGAUCAGUUAAAGUAUUUCAUGACAAAAUUUGAAAACUUACUAUUGGCCAAUCAAAAAAACAAUGAGUUGGUGCCGAGUAUUUGUAUUGUACUAUUGGGAAAUGAUUCCAAAGUUAGUCUCCAUUUAACUGAUACUGAAAUACCAUUAACUAUUAAAAGUUUGAAAGAUUUGCACAGUAGUCUUGUUAAUAAACUAUGGAUCCAUGAUACCACUCAAGUUCAUAUGAUUUUCCAGAAUGUUUUAAAUAUAGUUGCAAAAACGAAUAAGAAAAAUUCACACAAAAAAAGACUGAAAAGAGCCAUUGGCUUUGGUCUAGAAGUAGCUAAUGGAAUAACUGCACUAGAUCUACGUGCCCAGUCAUCCGCUCCCUCAGAUAUUAAAUCAUGUUAUAAAAUUACAAGUGUUCUUUUUGGACCAGCAACUGCUUCCCCAGGUAAAAUUGUCUCUUCUUCGAUGAAAAGCACAAUUAGAGAUUUUAAAACAGUCAAAGAACCACAACUUUUAAAAGAUUCUAUGAAAUAUUAUGCACAAGUGUUAUCCUCCUCGCCAGAGUUCGAUCAAGUUAUAGGAUAUGAUUUCAUAGUCUGCAGUGUCCAAGACAUUGGUUUGUGGGAAAUGUUGCCCAAUGAUAAAUGUAGAUUGGUUACAUUUCAAGACAGUUUUGUUGAUAGUUUGCAGUUUGAAAUGGAUUUAAACCAAUGGUGGAACCAAUGGUAUAUGGUUUUUUCUGAUUUACAAAUAUUCGUGACUAAUUCAAAUAAAUUUCAAAUAAACGGUUGUUUCUUGCCACACAGAAAUGUUACCACAGAUGCAACUGUCAAUAAAACUAGCAAUUUCAAUCCAAAGCUUUUCGUUAGUGAUGUUAGAAUAGAAGGUUGUAUUAAACAGUCCAAAUUCACUCAGUUGUUACAUACUCCAAUCUUCAAAAACGUAACUGUGAGUUUUUACAUGGAUACUUUGUCUAAAACACCUAAAGCAGUGGAAUAUGGUAUUAAUAUAGGUAACAAUCAUAAUGAGGAAGAGUAUGAUGUCAAAACUAGAACCAAGUCUUUUAAUGCCUAUCCGCCAACGGUAUCCACUCAGUUUCAAUUGCAUUACUACUAUAGGGGUAAAUCUUACUAUGAAGUUGCCACUAUAAAAAAUCCAACUACAAUGCAAUUUGCUAAUACCCUGCCCAUCAAAAUAAACCCUCGUGUAUCGAUCAUUUCAUUAGUCAAACAAAUUUCGUCGUAUAUUUAUAAUAAGAAAAUAGAUUCAGAUAUACAAAAUUUUCAGUGGGAACUGCACACUUUAAAUACUAAACUAAUUGAUUUAGCAACUUUUUUCUAUAACAGAUUACAUCUGGAUGAUAAUAACAGCUUGGAAGUCAACGAUUUUACAAUGCUAUUAUAUAUGUUAUGUUUUACUACUAGUUUGUUAAACGUUAGCAGUAACGUGAGUCCUGACGAAUAUUUAAGAGAUUUGGAAUUAAAAUAUUGGAAUAAUAGUGUUCUAUCCUUUAAUGAUCUAUUGCUUGAAUUCAACCCGAAUGUUUAUAAAAUUGACAGAAAUAGCAAGGGCGAUAAGUUUUCAAUAACUAAGAUUGAUUUUACGUUAACUGUUCCAAUAUUGGAGUCGAGAUCAAUGGUGAGUGUAACCCAUCAAAAUAGUAAUCCUUCGAUGGAAUUGGAACUAGUCCUUGUGCUAAGCCAAAAUAUUUAUAUUAGAACACGUGAUGUUAUAGAGGAUAAAAAUUGGUUAGAAAACAUUCAAAGUUACUUAAUUAAUAAGUUGGGAUAUAAAAAUAAAGCUAUUGAAUUCGUCAAAAUUGGUAGCAGUAAAGAUAGAUACAUUAUCAAUAAGUUGGAUCCUCAUAUUUUCUUUGGUCCCAAUAAUUCUAAAUUUGAUUUUAAUAAGUUUAAAGAUCAAUUAGCUAAAAAAGCUGAGACUAUUAAUUUCUAG
Saccharomycodes ludwigii is the source of this 2412-nucleotide messenger RNA. RefSeq lists its product as uncharacterized. The transcript has a single exon. Lineage: Eukaryota; Fungi; Ascomycota; Saccharomycetes; Saccharomycodales; Saccharomycodaceae. Gene Ontology annotation, cellular component: endoplasmic reticulum exit site; COPII vesicle coat. Gene Ontology annotation, molecular function: GTPase activator activity. The record is from RefSeq and is a predicted model, not a curated record. The coding region runs from base 1 to 2412 and encodes 803 amino acids. Gene Ontology annotation, biological process: COPII-coated vesicle cargo loading.